Molecule: messenger RNA, 2225 nt
Organism: Gymnogyps californianus (California condor)
Lineage: Eukaryota; Metazoa; Chordata; Aves; Accipitriformes; Cathartidae
Product: rap1 GTPase-activating protein 1-like
Exons: 22
Coding region: 19-2025 (668 amino acids)
Biological process (GO): activation of GTPase activity; regulation of small GTPase mediated signal transduction
Cellular component (GO): cytoplasm
Molecular function (GO): GTPase activator activity
Source: RefSeq, a predicted model, not a curated record
GCUGUGGACUUGUUUGAGAUGAUUGAAAAAAUGCAGGGGAGUCGUCUGGACGAACAAAGAUGUUCCCUUCCAGCUCCUCUCAAGACAGAAGAGGAGUAUAUUCCUUACCCCAGCAUCCAUGAGGUAUUACAGAAAGGGUGGCCAUAUCCUCUGAUUAUCUUACCCCAGUUUGGGGGCUACUGGAUUGAAGGGACCAGCCACAACCUCUCCAGCAUGAGUCCAACUCUGUCUGAUGUACCCUUUACCUGGAGUGGUAAAGUGAAACUGGAAAGUGACCCUACAGCCAAGCUGUACCGCAAACAUUUUCUGGGGAAGGAGCACCAGAACUUUUACUCCAGUGACAUGUCCUUGGGCUACCUGGUACUUUCUGUGAAGUAUGAACAGAUUGAGAAACAGGAAAAUCUACGCCUGUUGCUGAGGACUCGGACUGGCACCAAACAUGACCUGAUCCCCAUUUCCUGUCUGAAUGAGUUUCCCAAUGCUGUCCAGAUGGCAAAGCUACUGUGUGAGGAUGUGAAUGUUGAACGCUUCUUUCCUGUCCUCUACCCCAAGGCUUCGCAGCUUAUUGUUGCUUUUGAUGAACAUGUCAUAAGCAAUAACUUCAAAUUUGGGGUCAUCUACCAGAAACCUGGACAGACGACUGAAGAAGAAGUCUUCAGUAACACAGAAGAGAGUCUGGGUUUCCUGGAGUUCCUGGAUUUCCUUGGUGACAAGAUUCAGCUGCAGGAUUUCCGUGGGUUCCGGGGAGGCUUGGAUGUUACCAGAGGUCAAACGGGCACUGAGUCGGUCUAUACAAAUUUCCAGGGCAAGGAGAUCAUGUUUCAUGUGUCUACAAAGCUGCCCUUCACAGAGGGAGAUUCCCAGCAGCUUCAGCGGAAGCGUCACAUUGGGAAUGACAUUGUAGCCAUCAUCUUCCAGGAUGAAAGCACACCUUUUGUCCCUGAUAUGAUUGCUUCUAAUUUCCUACAUGCUUAUGUGGUAGUUCAGCUCACUCAUGACACCACUGGGGACACUCUCUACAAGGUUUCAGUCACAGCCCGAGAUGAUGUCCCCUUCUUUGGACCCCCUCUGCCAAAUCCAGCCGUAUUUAGAAAGAGUGCAGAGUUUCGUGAAUUCCUCCUGGUCAAGCUCAUCAAUGCUGAGUACAGCUGCUAUCGAGCUGAGAAAUUUGCUAAAUUAGAGGAAAGAACCCGGAGUGCCCUCUUGGAGAGCCUUUUUGAGGAGCUGCAGCUUCGCAGCCGCAGUAUGAUGGGAUUACCCAUAGGGGACGAUGACAAGAUAGAGAAUGGCAGUGGGGGCUUCCUCGAGAAUUUCAAGCGGGUGAUCAGAGGCCGCAGCCAGAGCCUGGAUACCAUGGGGAUAUCCAUGAGAAAGCAGCAGCCAGCCACCCUGCCCAGCCGCCCAACUACAGCUGGCCUUGCCCUCAGCCAGAGUGUCGCCGAGGGCCCUAAGGCCAUUGCUGCGUCUUUUGCCUUGCCUGGUAGGAGCCCAUCGCGUACUCGAGCCAGCCGCUUUCACGGGCGACGGAGUAGUGCCAUUGGCAUUGAGAACAUACAGGAGGAAAAGAGCAGAGACACUGCAGAGAGGAUACAGAAGGUGCUGGACAGUCCAGGAACUUUCUUUGACUUGAAGUCUGAUGGAUCAUCCAGUCCCAGCUCCCCAGAGUUCCCUAGCAGGAAGAGCAAAAUGCUCAGGAGUCAGACUUCAGGAUACUGUGUGAUGCAGCCAUUCUCACGUUCUUCAUCCACUGUAAGCAGUUGUUGUAGUGGUUUGAGGGAAAAUGAAACAUCUGAGGAAGAGGAGAAUGACAGGGAGCUGACGUGCUCUCUUGAGGGCCCUCCCAAACAGGAUUCAGUGGUUCAGAGUAUGUGGCUGGAUAACAGUGACGGCACACCCAGUACUUCCAGCUCACCAGGAAGCAGGUUGCUUCCUUCCAGCAGUGUUGCUGGCUCCACUGGAAAAGGAAAAGGCAGCAAAGCAGAUGCUCAGCACCAUAAUCCAGCCUCCAUUUUGUGCUGCGUGUGAGGUCACCGCUGGAGGACUGUCUUGGUGCACACUGGGUGAGGAGCACAGGCUGGAUUUGCCUAACGACUAAUGGGUGCACUUGUGGAAAGGAGGAAGUUCUCAAAUUAUAGGAUAUUUCCUGAAGAGAUGAAAGAGGUGUAAGAAGGAAAAAUUAUGGAUGGGGGAACAAAUGAUACUCGCACACUUACAGCUGUAAGAAC